Stylonychia lemnae is the source of this 3348-nucleotide messenger RNA. NCBI's taxonomy places the organism in Eukaryota, Ciliophora, Spirotrichea, Sporadotrichida, Oxytrichidae. The record is from the annotation of a GenBank genome assembly.
AUGUUUGCAGAUAACUCCAGAAAGAGGAAUGAUAGCAAAAACAGGCAAGGUAAAAUGCAGGAUAGCAGAAACCAGGGAACUAUACAGAAGAGUCCACAGAUGAAACAUAAAAAUGUGAUGAAAUACACAUCUUUAAUUGAUAAACUGAGCACAUUGAAUACUUAAUAAUCCUAGGAAAAUUUCUUCUUGUAGUCUUAGCCUUUAUCUAUUAAUGAUUUAAGAUGUACUAGCUCUGCAUCAGUUUAAAAUCUUAAUACUAUGACUCCAAUCUAGUAACUUUAUGAUCCUUUCAAUAAUGAAAAUAAGGAAAACUACAAUCUAUAAAAUUCAAUAGCAAAUUAAGUUAGGUCAUCAUUUAAUAGCUAAAAUCAAUUCUUGAAUGGACCUAAUUAAAAUCCAUCGCCAAUCAAGCUUCAAAGUUCAUUUUGCUCCCCUUUAAUAGAAUAAAGAUAAACAUGCUCAGCUCUUGGCUUAAAUUCAACUCAGUAACUUAACUAAUAAUCUUAAUUUGGGAUAUAUCCCUUAUAAAUUUAACCAUCAAAUCCGCGAUAGUAGUCUCCUCAUUUGUCUUACAACAGUAAAACAAAUAUAAGAGCUGAUAGAAAAGCCAUAAAGAUAGUUGAAGCUCAUUCUUAGUUUAAUAGCUAUGUUAGCAAAAUUAAUGAACAUAAGAAUUUUGUCUAAUAAUAAUAGUUAAAAGCUGAAGAGGAGAGAUUAAGGCAAUAAUAAAAAUACAUGAUGGUAAACAGCAUGGUCCAGAGUCAAUAACAACUCUUGAAUUAGCAGCAAAUACAAAACUUAUUUAAAAUUGAUGAUCUAGAAAUGGAGGCAUAAAGUCUCACUCCAACAAGAGAGAAACUUUUUGGUGAGAGUGCAAAUGCAACUUCAAGUGUUAACAAAUACUUUGCUUAAAAACAUAAUUAAACUCUGGAUCGCAUCAAUUAUCUGAAAAAUUUGAAGGUACAAGAGGAGACUAGAGAGUGCACUCAUAGACCUAAGAUCAAUAAAAAAUCAGUUGAUAUGGCUCUCAGAGGAAGAAAUGACAAAGCCAUGGAAAAUUUAAAGUCAAAAGUUUACAAUGAAAGAGGACUAACAUUUAGUCCUCAUAUUAAUGAUAAUAGUAAAACAAUGAAGAGAGGAGUUUAGUAACUUUUAGUUUGGAAUGAAAUCAAGAAGCACAAAUAGUCUGAGAAGAAACAAAUAUUUGAUCAUUAGGAGAGUUUAAGAAAGUCUUCAUUUGUCAACAAUCACUCAAGAGAGUUAUUGCGCUAGAAAAAUGAAAGAGAGAUAAGGAAAUUUCAAGAGGAAAGAUUUGAUAGAGGUGAUAUACUUAAGUUUAGUCCAAGCUCUAAGAUGGUUGCCAGUCCGUAAUCCUGUAUGAAUAAGAUCCCUUCAAGUCAAAUGAGUUCUCAGAAGACCAUAUCUCUUCAUUUGAAUACUUUCAUCUCGAAAUAGUAAUCAAAUUACAUCUUAUCUAACCCAUCCACUAAUAAAUUAGAUAAUUCAACCUCUAACUCUUAGCUAGAUACUCUCACUGCCUAUUCAAAAUCUACUAAUAAUACAAUAACAUCACCUAAAAUGAACUAAUUCAAUAAAUUUACUCAUCAAGGCUAAUCUUCAUAUGCUUCAGAUGCAAAUACUUCUGCCAGUAGGGCUAUGUGGGGUGAAACUUCUGAUAAUCAUCUGAGGACACGAUAAAUAGGCCUUUAAAAUAUUAAAAGCUUUAAUACAUUGUAAAGACCACACAACCAAUACCAGAGUCAAAUACUCUUAAACAAACAAGAUGCUAAAGAAUAAAAUCUUACUCAAAUGCAAGAUUAUAAUUCAAAUAGAGAAAAUCAAAAUGUAGUCAGUUUCUUUUAGCCUUCAUAGUAUCAAAGCAAAAAUUAGAAAUAUCUGGAGUAUUAAUCAUCUUAAAAGAAGACAUUCGACACUCAAAAAGAUUAUGACUACAGUAAAAGUCAUUAAAUUGAAGAGGAGCAGUAAAAUAUUCAGUAGUAAUAGUAGCUAUAAUAAUACUAUGAAGAAUAUUAAGAAAAUGAGGAACAACAAGAUUAAUCUUAGAAUGAAGAGUAAUCAAAUGACGUAGAAAAUGAAUAUGGUUCAUAAGACAUUCAAGAAAAAAUGAAUUAAGCUAAAGAGAUUAGAGAAAGCAUGGGUAACUUCAGUGGAAGACCAUCUCAUAUUAUUACUAAUAAUUCGACACUACCAGGAACAAUUAUGGUGAAAGGAUCUUACAUGUAUGAUUAAAAUGAACCAACAUAAUCAGAAUAGAAUAUGAUGAUUAUUCACUAAAAUAACUAGCCUAUCCAAUAGAUUCACACAACUACAGCUUCUUUCAACCAUGCAUCUAAUGCUCAUUCCUCUAAAAAUAAUUCAAUCACUCCAUCAUUGAAUGCAAGUCAAAGUUUAACAGAAGGUGCAAACUCAACUUUCUCAUAAAAUCUAAAUAAUAUUUCUGGAAUAGGAUCACCUCCUCAAUAAACAAUAAUUCCUAUUCAAUCAAGUGGAAUUUAUGGCUCAAGUGAUGGCCUAAAGCUUUCAUUCAACAAUUCCUAAACUAAUCAAUAGUCCUAAAUUUAGACUCCUAUUAUUUAAGGAAUCAGUCAAAAUACAAGUAUCAGUCAUCAAUUGCAUCCAAGCAAUAAUAUUACAUAAGUAUUAGCUGGUGGAGGAUCUGUGAAUGGCUCCCUCAAUAACCAUCUAAAUAUGUUUAUUCAAGGUCAAGGGUCAAAUCCAUAACAGUAGUUUUAACAUCAAAAUCUGUCUCAACCUAUUAUAAUGAAUUAAAUUCCUUAGAUACCUAAUCAGCUCAUGCCUGUUGCUGCAGCUCAUUUCUUCUCACUAAUGAUGCAAUAAACUAUGUAGCAGUAGUAAAACCAACAGCAAUAACAGCAGCAAAUAAACAGAAAUCAAUCAGAUUCGUUAAUCAACCAGCAUUAAAUAUCAUAAGGCAGUAUUUCAUCUCCAUAAAACUUCCCUCAGCAUAUGCUAAAUAUCUUAGUGAACAACUAGCAAUCCAUAGAUUCAUAGCAGAUGAUGAAUAGCAAAAAUGGUAUUGGAAGACUCCAGACACCUCAAUUCAACUCAGCUUAAAGUUCGAACUUCAAGAGUGACUUGCAAACAUUAGUUCACUCAUAAGAGAAGGAGAAUAGUAAUUUAGGGUUUGAGAAGUUGCAUGAGUUAAGUAUUGAGGAAUCAGUCAGACAAUACUACCCGUAAUCUUCCAAGCUAUCAAUCAAUAUGGAUAAUAAUCUCUCUGGAAUAAAAGAUAGAUCUAUGACUAGCGGCAUGAAAAAUGAAACUUCAUCUUUACUCGAGGAUAGGCUCCUAAUUAAGAAUAAUUGA